AUAAAAAAAUUAUAUGUUCAUAGGUAUUAUCAUAGAGAUCUCAAGUGUUUGAUAUACUAUAUUCUUCUUUGUUGCUUCAGUUUUUUAGAUCUGUUUUGCAAAAACGAAAAAGGAAAAAAUGAAUAGGUGUGGUUAUCAGCAAAAGGCCUUGAUGGGUUGUGUUGGUGUUGGAGAAAUUAGACGGGGAGAUAUUUCUGUUUCUGAUGGUCUUGUUUACCCCAAACCUCGCCGGAAUGGGCUUUUCAAUGAACCGAUCAGACCUUCUCGAUUCCUCCAAAUCAAUAAUCAGCAAUCGGAGGGUUGCGAUUUGAAAGCCGGAACUGAACUUCUGGAUAUCAUCCUCAGCAAGGGGAAUUUUGAUAUGGAAACGCCCAAUUUUGAUAUGGCUUCAUCUCCACCGUUUUUUUUCGGAUCUCCACCCAGUAGGGCAUCGAAUCCCCUGAUUCAGGAUUCACAAUUCAGCAACAACAAUUUUGUUCCUAUACUAGCAAUUCCAGAAGCAGCAGCUGCUGCACCUUCUCCACCACAACCUUCCGCUUCCACUCGUAAGAGUGGAGGAGGCUGUGCUCCGGUGAAAUUCGGGAUCAAGCCAGCUACUGUGAGGAUUGAAGGCUUCAAUUGCCGCAGCAGCAUCUCUGCUUUCGCUUAGGUAAAACCAGAAACCAACCAAAAACAAUAAAAAUGUGAGAUUUUUGGGAUGAGGUGAGUUACCAUAACGAAUUCGUUUUAGUCUUGUAUAUAUAGAGUGAAAAAAAGAGAGUCAUCAUUCAACUCCUGUUUGUGAAUAUGUUUAUUAGGUGAUGAAUGAGUGUUCGUUUGAUAUCGGAAAAUAAAUACUUUUAGUACAACCCAAAGAGAAGCGAUAAAUCAAAAGAUUGUUCUCUUUCGUUUGGGAUUAAUUAGGGUUCUUAUUUAGCAUUAGGCUAAAGUUUGUAUUGAGUAUCUACUGUAGUGUGAGAGAGUCUAAAAGAAAGACUUCUUCUUUUGUGACGGUAAAGUUUGUCACUCUUAUCCUUUAUUGUAAUUGUAAUCCGAAGGAGAAAUGAAGAUGGUCUAAUUCUUUAUAGCAAU
Messenger RNA from Solanum verrucosum, 1071 nucleotides. RefSeq lists its product as uncharacterized. The transcript has 3 exons. Lineage: Eukaryota; Viridiplantae; Streptophyta; Magnoliopsida; Solanales; Solanaceae. The record is from RefSeq and is a predicted model, not a curated record. Bases 119 to 649 code for a protein of 176 amino acids.